Molecule: messenger RNA, 423 nt
Organism: Suillus fuscotomentosus
Lineage: Eukaryota; Fungi; Basidiomycota; Agaricomycetes; Boletales; Suillaceae
Exons: 2
Source: RefSeq, a predicted model, not a curated record
CGCCCACAUAACUGGCAACCCGACAAGGUCGAAUACAUGGACUAUGAAUGCCGACGAAACCGCCUCCUAAAAUUACCCCAUGUAAGGGUCGCUGUUGCCCAAGGCGGCAUACUCUGGCGCAUAUGCAAGCAGGAACUUGCAAGCGACAUACCUAGUGGGCCGUCAAAGGACGUGCAGUUUUUUUCAGAUAUGUCUCCUGAUGCACCUUGCGAUCAUCUCUUCGAUACUCUGAGUAAACAGGAGAUAGACAUACUAUGUGGCGUUUAUCAUGUCCUAACAGACAGAGGCGAACAAACGUCUAUAAUGUCAUGGUGGCCCACCCCUCAGCUGUGGUCCUCAUCUGGCUUGGACAUGGGCUACUGGACACAUUCGGCUGAACAAAUGUUUCAGUUGAGAUUGAAAAUGAUACGUCAAGGAGAAGCC